CUCUUUUCCACGCAUCAUUCUCCUUAAACAUUCUGGAGAACCAGACAGAAAGGAAGUGGGCUUUAUAUAUAUAUAUAUAUACACAUGCAAAUAUCACUUGUGCAUGCGAAUGAACUGUCUUUGCCUUCUGUUAUACAGAUAAGACUAAUCAAAGGAGUUGAAAUUCUAGAGAGAGAAGAAAUCCCAGGGUUGUUUUAGAGAGAAAGAUGGGAGGGUGUUUUUCAGAUGUGAGAGGAGGGAAACAGGCUGUAGGAGUGGGCCUGACGGGCCCCAGUCUGCCUCCCAUGCCUACCAGCGACGCUGCCCUCAACGAUGCUGUUGACCACUUCUUUCGAGCUCGGGGCAUUCAACCACUAUUCACGCAGCUCGAGCUAUCUUUAUCUGGUUCCAAUUUACGUGAUCGUGACAUCAUCUCUAAGAGUGAUCCUAUGGUGGUAGCAUAUACUAAGAAAAGAGAUGGAACACUUGAGGAACUUGGGCGCACAGAAGUAAUAAUGAACAGCUUGGAUCCAGCUUGGAUUGAAAAAAUUACUGUUGCCUAUCAUUUUGAGAUUGUCCAGCCAUUGAUAUUUCAUGUGUAUGAUGUUGAUACAAAAUAUUACAAUUUACCUGUGAAGAUGCUGAAGUUGAAUGAUCAAGAAUUCCUUGGAGAAGGCAGUUGUGUUCUGUCAGAGAUAGUGACUAAACAAGGCCAGAGCUUAACCCUAGAUCUUCAUAACAGAAAUGGGAACAGGGGUUUGAAAAACCUAGGGAAACUCACUGUCCAUGCAGAGGAAACAGUUGCUUCAAGGAAUGCUAUUGAGGUUAUAUUCCAUUGUUCACACUUGGAAAACAAGGACUUGUUCUCUAAAAGUGACCCUUUUUUAAGAAUAUCUAGGAUUGUUGAAAAUGGAGGUUCUGUUCCAAUUUGCAAGACAGAAGUGGUUGAUAACAACUUGAAUCCAAUCUGGAGGCCUCUAUGUCUAACAACGCAGCAAUUUGUUAGCAAGGAUAACCCAUUAGUUAUCGAGUGCUUUGAUUUCAAUAGUAGUGGGAAUCAUGUACUGAUCGGUAAACUUCAGAAAUCAGUGGCAGACCUGGAAAAACUUCAUAAACAAAAAACUGGUGCCAGUUUCAUCUUACCCUCUUCUGCUCAGCAUGGUCAUGAGAAGGUUUUGAAGGGCCAGCUAUUUGUUGAUCAAUUUCGUGAGAAGCAGCUAUACAGUUUUAUUGAUUAUGUUUCUAGUGGAUUGAAUUUAAUUUUAUGGUUGCUGUUGAUUUUACUGUAA
Vitis riparia (riverbank grape) is the source of this 1268-nucleotide messenger RNA. RefSeq names its product protein BONZAI 3-like. The transcript is spliced from 10 exons. Bases 207 to 1268 code for a protein of 353 amino acids. The record is from RefSeq and is a predicted model, not a curated record. Gene Ontology annotation, molecular function: calcium-dependent phospholipid binding. NCBI's taxonomy places the organism in Eukaryota, Viridiplantae, Streptophyta, Magnoliopsida, Vitales, Vitaceae. Gene Ontology annotation, cellular component: plasma membrane. Gene Ontology annotation, biological process: cellular response to calcium ion.